UAACUGUAAUGUAAAAGUGUGUAAAGAAAAGCGUUUUUUUGGUGUGAAACUGAAACCGCAAUACUUUCGUACUGUAAUCUUUUCGUCUCUCUCACUUUCGCAUUCUUUUCGUUUAUCUUGGGCAAACGUUAGCAAUGUCGCUUCCAAAACCAAACAAUAUCGUUCUGUAAUUUUGAGUCGUUUUGGAGCACAUGGAGGAUCAAAAUUACGCCAACGAAUUGGAGAUAGCUGUGAGGAUUGUCCACGUCGCAUGUGCUCUCUGUGGGAGGGUGCAGGAGAAACUCCUUGCCACGGAGGUUGUGUCCAAAGAUGAUGAUUCUCCUGUUACUGUUGCAGACUUGAGUGUUCAAGCAAUCACUAGUUGGUUCCUAGCAAAAACAUUCGGGGUUCAAAAUUUGUCAAUUGUUGCGGAAGAAGACGUAGAAAUUUUCUCCAAGGACAAUUCAGCAGCCUUACUGGAAGCUGUUGUGGAUACAGUCAAUGAGUCUUUAUCUUUUGCAGCCAUGUAUGGUCUUCAAAGUCCAGAGACAACUCUUGGGACAACAGAAGUUCUUGAGGCCAUUGGCCGCUGCAGCUCAACAGGAGGCCCCAGUGGAAGGCAUUGGGUACUUGACCCUGUUGACGGCACAUUAGGAUUUGUACGUGGUGAUCAGUAUGCGGUUGCUCUAGCUUUGAUUGAGAAUGGAAAAGUUGUUCUUGGAGUUCUUGGAUGCCCCAAUUACCCAGUGAAGACAGAAUGGCUAAGUUAUCACUACCAGCAUCAUGAAACAACAUCACAAUCAUCUCCAACAACUACCGAUGCGUGGGGAAAAGGAUGUGUGUUGUAUGCUAAGAGAGGCAGUGGUGAGGCGUGGUUGCAGUCGUUGAUUCCUACAGAUAAGACGCUAGAAUGGCCAAAUUGUGCGAGACUUGUUCAAGUUUCUUCAGUGGAUGAUCCAGCAUUAGCAACUCUCUGUGAACCAGUCGAAAGGGCAAACUCAAAUCAUUCCUUCACAGCUGGCCUUGCUCACAGUGUGGGACUUAGAAAACAGCCCUUACGCGUCCACAGCAUGGUAAAGUAUGCAGCAAUAGCAAGGGGAGAUGCCGAGAUAUUCAUGAAAUUUGCAAAGUCCGGUUACAAGGAGAAGAUAUGGGAUCAUGCUGCCGGUGUUGUGAUUGUUGAAGAGGCAGGUGGUGUGGUGACCGAUGCUGGAGGCCGCCCUCUGGACUUUUCAAAGGGAACACACUUAGAGGGUCUUGACCGUGGCAUAAUUGCAUGUUCUGGUGUCACAUUGCAUGAAAAAUUGAUUGAUGCUGUUUAUGCUAGCUGGGACUCCUCAAAUUUAUGAGGCUUUUUUGCUCACUCCAGAGUUUUUGUAUUCAUUUAAUAGCUCAUUUUUUAGCAUAUUGAUAAUAGGAAAUUAAUAUUUAACUGAAUAUACCAGUAAUCCUAUAAUAUCCAGAAAAUGAAAAAGAAGAAGAGUAUACAUUUAUCCAACAGAAUCGUCCAUAGAGUCACGUGUAGAUACUGAAUGAUAGCCAUCCUUUUUUCGUUGCCAUAAUAUUUUCAUAAUAAAAACUCUUUAAAAAAUUGUUUUUGAUACCAAUCAAAUAUGACAUUGUAAGAAAUAUUGGUGUGCGUUGAGAGAAAU
This is a messenger RNA of Vicia villosa (hairy vetch), 1631 nucleotides long. RefSeq names its product PAP-specific phosphatase HAL2-like. The transcript is spliced from 3 exons. Lineage: Eukaryota; Viridiplantae; Streptophyta; Magnoliopsida; Fabales; Fabaceae. Gene Ontology annotation, molecular function: 3'(2'),5'-bisphosphate nucleotidase activity. Gene Ontology annotation, biological process: sulfate assimilation; phosphatidylinositol phosphate biosynthetic process. The record is from RefSeq and is a predicted model, not a curated record. The coding region runs from base 192 to 1328 and encodes 378 amino acids.